ACUUCUACAAAUAGGAAAGCAGAAUGAGAGUUGAAGCACUUCAAAGCUUCAUUUCUUUGCUACUCUCUUCUCUCUUCUUUUUUUCUCUCUUUCUCAUUCUCAAAAGAACAGUUUUAUUUGGAUGGACGAGACACAACAGGAACUAACGCAAGAACAAAUAAUGGAGUUUAAAGAGGCGUUUUGUUUGUUUGACAAAGAUGGUGAUGGUUGCAUCACUGCUGAUGAACUUGCCACUGUGAUUCGCUCGUUGGAUCAGAAUCCGACCGAACAAGAGCUUCAAGAUAUGAUCAAUGAGAUCGACUCCGAUGGUAACGGCACCAUCGAGUUCUCUGAGUUCCUCAACCUCAUGGCCAACAAAAUCCAGGAAACUGAUGUAGAUGAGGAGCUGAAAGAAGCAUUCAAAGUGUUUGACAAAGACCAAAAUGGCUACAUCUCUGCCAGUGAGUUGAGGCAUGUGAUGAUCAAUCUUGGGGAGAAGCUAACAGAUGAAGAGGUUGAUCAAAUGAUAAAGGAGGCAGAUUUGGAUGGUGAUGGUCAAGUCAACUAUGAUGAAUUUGUGAGGAUGAUGAUGAACAGCGGUUAAAUUGCAAAUCAAUUUUACCCGCUAAUGUAUUAUCUUUUCUAUAUUUGUUAAUCCAUUUUCUUCUUCGAUCUCAGAAUAUCAUAUUUCCCUUUUUCCAAUUAAAUUCAUUUAAGCUUUUCACAUUCAACCAUAGAAUAGUUCUUUUUAUUUAUUUGAAUUCUUAAUAUGUAUAUCUGGUGUAUAGUAUAUUUAUUUAGCUAUUUAUUGAAAACGUAAAUC
Molecule: messenger RNA, 802 nt
Organism: Eutrema salsugineum
Lineage: Eukaryota; Viridiplantae; Streptophyta; Magnoliopsida; Brassicales; Brassicaceae
Product: calmodulin-like protein 11
Exons: 3
Coding region: 122-583 (153 amino acids)
Molecular function (GO): enzyme regulator activity; calcium ion binding
Source: RefSeq, a predicted model, not a curated record